GGCGGGAGGGGGAGCUGGAGAGUUCUUCGGUGGCAGAUUCCUGGGGCUCUCCACUGCCAGCCUUAGGGCCUUCUCUGGUUCCAUCACCACACGGGCCAGCUCAGUCUCCCCAGCCCCCAUUCCAUUCCACGUAGACCCGCCAGGAGGAGGGGGCGUCCUAGCUCCAGGCACCAUGUCCUCCGUGGGCUCCCACAGCCACACCCUGCGCCGGCUUCCUCUACCACAGUUGCUGCUGCUGCUGCUUCAGGCCUUGGACUGGGGGCUGGGCCGAGCCAGUCCCGCCGCGGGCCCCCUGGAAGAUGUGGUCAUCGAGAGGUACCACAUCCCCAGGGCCUGUCCCCGAGAAGUGCAGAUGGGAGAUUUUGUGCGUUACCACUACAAUGGCACCUUUGAGGACGGGAAGAAGUUUGACUCGAGCCAUAACCGAAGCAGCUUGGUGGCCAUCGUGGUAGGUGUGGGUCGCCUCAUCACCGGCAUGGACCGAGGUCUCAUGGGCAUGUGUGUCAACGAACGCCGCCGCCUCAUUGUCCCCCCGCACCUGGGCUACGGCAGCAUCGGCGUGGCGGGGCUCAUCCCCCCCGACGCCACCCUGUACUUCGACGUGGUCCUGGUGGACGUGUGGAACAAGGCAGACACGGUGCAGGUGAGCAUCCUGCUGCGCCCACCGCACUGUCCCCGCAUGGUGCAGGACGGUGACUUCGUCCGCUAUCACUACAAUGGCACCUUGCUGGAUGGCAGCGCCUUUGACAGCAGCUACAGUAGAGACGGCACUUACGACACCUACGUGGGCUCGGGUUGGCUAAUCAAGGGCAUGGACCAGGGGCUGCUGGGCAUGUGUCCUGGAGAGAGAAGGAAGAUCGUUAUCCCUCCCUUCCUGGCCUAUGGCGAGAAAGGAUAUGGGACUGUGAUCCCCCCUCACGCCUCCCUGGUCUUCCAUGUCCUCCUGAUCGACAUCCACAACCCAAAGGACACUGUUCAGCUAGAGACGCUGGAGCUCCCCCCCGGCUGUGUCCGGAAAGCCGCAGCUGGGGACUUCAUGCGCUACCACUACAACGGCUCCUUGAUGGAUGGCACCGUCUUUGACUCCAGCUACUCUCGCAACCACACCUACAAUACCUAUAUCGGGCAGGGCUACAUAAUCCCUGGCAUGGACCAGGGGCUGCAGGGCGCGUGCAUAGGGGAACGCCGGAGGAUCACCAUCCCCCCGCACCUUGCCUAUGGGGAGAACGGGACUGGAGACAAGAUCCCCGGCUCGGCUGUGCUCAUCUUUGACGUGCAUGUGAUCGACUUCCACAACCCCGCGGAUCCAGUGGAAAUCCAGACCCUGUCCCGGCCUGUGGAGGCCUGCAACGAGACCUCCAAGCUUGGGGACUUCAUUCGCUACCACUACAACUGCUCCCUGCUGGAUGGCACCAAGCUCUUCUCCUCCCAUGACUAUGGGGUCCCGCAAGAGGCCACUCUGGGGGCCAACAAAGUGAUUGAAGGUCUGGACAGGGGCCUGCAGGGCAUGUGUGUGGGAGAGAGGAGACAGCUGGUCGUGCCACCACACCUGGCUCAUGGGGAGAGUGGAGCCCGGGGUGUGCCUGGCAGUGCCGUGCUGCUGUUUGAGGUGGAACUGGUGUCCCGGGAAGACGGGCUGCCCACAGGCUACCUGUUUGUGUGGCACCAAGACCCUCCAGCCAACCUGUUCGAAUACAUGGACCUCAAUAAGGAUGGAGAGGUCCCCUCGGAGGAGUUCUCCUCCUUCAUCAAGGCUCAAGUGCAGGAGGGUAAGGGACGCCUCUUGCCUGGGCAAGACCCUGAGAAAACCAUAGGGGACAUGUUCCAGAACCAGGACCGCAACCAUGAUGGCAAGAUCACAGCUGAGGAGCUCAAGCUGAAAUCAGAUGAAGACCAGGAACGGGUCCAUGAGGAGCUCUGAGGGCCUGGCCUGUUGGGGGGGGGGGGGCAGUGGCAGGAGACUGGCCUGCCAAUAGCCCCCAGCACCCCUGCUCCCCGCCAGGAUAACUCUGGGAUCCCCUGGACAAGUGCCAGGGGAGACUUCCCCGGGCUUCCCACCAGCCCUGGGUUUCAAUGCACAGUGCAGACCUCGAAGCCAUUUGCUCUUCCCUCCCUGAAAAAGCUUGGGGCUGCAGAGUCCAUCUGGGACUGCCUAGGGCUAUUGCUGGCCCCACGCCCACACCUCCGGUCCUCAGCACUGGACUCUGAGCGGGGCUGAGGGCCUCACAAUUACUGUGUCCUUUAUCUCCCCUGCUCCCAGGCCCCGGCCCCCUCCCAUCCCAUUCCUGCCAUGGCAGCUCCCUGGGACAUGAAACCAGAGCUGAGUGACCCUACAGCCUCUCUGCUCUUCCUGGCUCCUCAGGCAGAGGCAGCUCCGGGGCAGCCAGUCAUACUGUCAGCUGUCCCCAUCACUCCUCACCUGCCUCCUCCCAGGCACCAGAAGUCAGGGCUGGGCUUUGGGUAGCUUUUCAUCCCUAAAAAUGGCUCCUUCCUUUUUAAGGAGCCUCAGAACAAGAAGGGAAGGAAGGCCAUGUGAAGAAACCUCAUAUGAGCUUCAGGGCUAUGGAGACCUUUGGGUUUGGUGCUAACGCGGGGCUGAGGUAUGAGGGAGGCAAUAGAACUGUGGGCUUUCAAAAGGCCGGGCUGGUGUCCAAUCCCUUUCUCCUUUGUGUCAAUAAAAGGUGGAACC
Messenger RNA from Perognathus longimembris pacificus (Pacific pocket mouse), 2689 nucleotides. RefSeq names its product FKBP prolyl isomerase 10 (gene Fkbp10). Bases 173 to 1921 code for a protein of 582 amino acids. The record is from RefSeq and is a predicted model, not a curated record. Lineage: Eukaryota; Metazoa; Chordata; Mammalia; Rodentia; Heteromyidae. The transcript is spliced from 11 exons. Gene Ontology annotation, molecular function: peptidyl-prolyl cis-trans isomerase activity; calcium ion binding.